Molecule: messenger RNA, 1797 nt
Organism: Pediculus humanus corporis (human body louse)
Lineage: Eukaryota; Metazoa; Arthropoda; Insecta; Psocodea; Pediculidae
Exons: 5
Coding region: 1-1797 (598 amino acids)
Biological process (GO): potassium ion transmembrane transport; stabilization of membrane potential
Cellular component (GO): membrane
Molecular function (GO): potassium ion leak channel activity
Source: RefSeq, a predicted model, not a curated record
AUGACGAAAUCGUCGAGACGAAGAGCAGGAACACCAGAACCGGAUGAUAAAAUAACGUAUACGGAUGAUAGUGAAAAAGAUGUCAGUGAUGGUGAUAAUUUAUCAAAAUCAAAAGAAAGUUUAAUGGCGACGAUAAGUGGUGGUGGUGGUGAUAAACAAAGUACGGGAAUAAAAAGAUUUAUAUCGAGAAGGAAUCAUAACAUGUCUUACGAAAGGAGUAAAUCGUUGGAAAGAACAACAGCACGAGUACGUUCAGAACCGGAAAGCGAAGAUGAUUUUGAAACGAUAAGAAAAAUGCAUAAGAGAAAAGAAAUGGAAGAUGAAAAAAAAGAAUUGGAUAAAAUGAUGGAAUGUAUAAUAAAAUCUAAUGAAAAAAAAGGUGAACCUAAAAAAUAUGUACCCAAAGACAUGCCACCACUUAUCGAAGGACCCAAAGAUUUGAAAAAAAGAAAAAGACAUAAAAGUUUACCAUCCCAGCAAGAAUUCAACAACAACGAAGAUGAAAAUGUAAAAAAUACUCCCAUAUUGUUAAAACCGAUAUUGGUAAAGAGAAAAAUGUCGACAUCUGACGAAGAAGGUAAAUCCGAAAUUAUUUAUAGAAAAAUGAAUCAAAGGAAAUUGUCGGUUGCUGACACGAAAGCAGACGAUAUUUUAUUGUCGUCUAAUGAUGGCGGCGGCGUUGGCGGUAAAAAUGAUGAAAUCCCGUUAGGAGGAAAAGACGUUGAAAAAAAAUUUGGAUUUUUUAAAAGAUUUUUUAGUAAAAAAAAUGAAGAAAAUGAGAAAAAAAUAAAAGAAAAUUUAUCUGAUGAUGAAACGGAGAAAAAAUGGAUUUUCCCAGAAAUAUUAACACAAUGGAAAAUUCACGUUAAUGAAAAUAGAAAUUAUUAUAAUAAUUUUUUAUUAUUGAAAAAUCGAUGUUUUUCCGAUUUGAUAAUAUUGAUUUUUUUUUGCGGUUUUGGGGGUCUCAUUUUCCGUUUUACCGAGGGUGCAUUCGAAUCGUUUUAUAAAUGCGGUGUUAAAAGAGUCAAAAGAGAUUUCAUUGAUACUUUAUGGAAAUACAGUCAAUACAUGUUGGAAGAUGAUUGGAAAAGUCAAGCGAGAAGAAGAUUGAUGGAAUUUGAAAAUCAAUUACAUUCAGCUCACGAAGCUGGUAUGACAUCAUAUAGUGGUCAAAAAUCUUGGUCUUUUCUUAAUGCUGUUGUUUAUUGUUUGACUGUUGUGACCACCAUAGGUUAUGGUCACAUAUCUCCUUCUACAACGACAGGACGUGCUAUAACAAUUAUUUAUGCUAUUUUUGGUAUUCCAAUGUUUUUAAUUCUUCUUGCUGAUUUUGGUAAACUUUUUACAAGAGGUAUUAAAUUUUUAUGGGCUUUUGUACGAAGACUUUAUUAUACCGGAAGUUGUAGGAGAGUUAGAAAAACGGCACCGGUUCAAGAAAUGAUGAAAGGUGUGCAAAUCGUAUAUGAUUUUGCAAAAACGAGAAAAUUUUCAGGUACUGCUGGAAUGGAGAAAACACCGAAUCAUUUAAGGCCUCCCGAUUUAAAUUUACAAGGAAUUCCAGAAACUCCCGGUACGCCUAAUUGGUCAAAUUAUGAAAUAGACGACGAAUUUAAUUUACCGAUUAGCGUUGCUAUUUCCAUACUUUUAAUUUAUAUAUUUUUGGGUGCAUUUUUAUAUUGGAUGUGGGAAGACUGGAGUUUUUUCGAAUCUUUUUAUUUUGUUUUUAUAUCAAUGUCGACAAUCGGUUUUGGAGAUUUUGUGCCUCAACAUCACUAUUUACAUGAUGCUUUCAAUUGA